AUGAAUAUCGGGGAAUUGUUUCUUGCUGGAGCGCUUAAAUGUCCCAUGUACCGCCUGCGUAUCGUCAUGAACUUUCCCGGGCUGCUGAUGUUCGCCAAAACACGAGGCAUGCACGGACUGAGCCACUUUGAUCAAAAGGGUGAAAAGAUGCGAGACUACUACAAGGACCCCUGGCAUGGUCGAUACUACGCAGAGCACGAGGCCAGGACGGAUGGAUAUCUUCGAGGGAAAGCCCAGAAAGAGGUGCGCACCUUUAUCAAGGUCAAGACAUCCCUUCGGGAGAAUGGCGAGGCAGAGGUCCGCGUGCAGGAGAGUGAACAAAUGGUCGCAUGGCUCAAAGCUAGUCCCAAUGCGCCCAGAAUGCUUCCAUCCCGGCGCUUCCAUGUGUCACAGGACCGGCAUGAAAUCUGA
Molecule: messenger RNA, 411 nt
Organism: Aspergillus steynii IBT 23096
Lineage: Eukaryota; Fungi; Ascomycota; Eurotiomycetes; Eurotiales; Aspergillaceae
Exons: 3
Coding region: 1-411 (136 amino acids)
Source: RefSeq, a predicted model, not a curated record